This is a messenger RNA of Medicago truncatula (barrel medic), 1370 nucleotides long. Its product is annotated as serine/threonine-protein kinase SAPK2. Gene Ontology annotation, biological process: protein phosphorylation. The record is from RefSeq and is a predicted model, not a curated record. The coding region runs from base 177 to 1220 and encodes 347 amino acids. Gene Ontology annotation, molecular function: protein serine/threonine kinase activity; ATP binding. The transcript is spliced from 9 exons. NCBI's taxonomy places the organism in Eukaryota, Viridiplantae, Streptophyta, Magnoliopsida, Fabales, Fabaceae.
UAUAAAUGUCAGCAAAACCAGCCAUCUUUAACUUUAAUUUUCCAAUUGAAAAUUUGAGGUCAUAAAAAAAAAGAGAGAAUAUUUUUCAAUUUGCUACUUGGUAGUUCAUAUAUUCUUCAAAAAACAACACUUGGCUGUUGUAAAUUGUGUAAUAUUAAUUGUACUACGUCACGAGAAUGGAAGAACGUUAUGAGAUUAUUAAAGGUAUUGGGUCAGGAAAUUUUGGGGUAGCAAAGCUUGUAAGGGAGAGACAAAGUGGUAAACUAUAUGCUGUCAAAAUCAUUGAGAGAGGCCUUAAGAUUGAUGAGCAUGUUCAAAGGGAGAUUAUAAAUCAUAGGUCCUUGAAGCAUCCCAAUAUCAUUAGAUUUAAAGAGGUUCUAUGUACUCCAGCUCAUCUAGCUAUAGUGAUGGAGUAUGCUGCAGGAGGAGAACUAUUUGAAAGAAUAUGCAGUGCUGGUAGAUUUUGUGAAGACGAGGCAAGAUAUUUCUUCCAGCAGUUGAUUUCUGGAGUCAGCUAUUGUCAUUCAAUGGAAAUUUGCCAUAGAGAUCUUAAACUGGAAAAUACACUUUUAGAUGGAAGCUCUUCACCACAACUCAAAAUAUGUGACUUUGGUUACUCCAAGUCUUCUGUUCUGCAUUCCCAACCUAAAUCUACUGUGGGAACUCCAGCAUAUAUUGCACCAGAGGUUUUUUCAAGAAAAGAAUAUGAUGGAAAGGUUGCUGAUGUUUGGUCUUGUGGGGUUACCUUGUAUAUAAUGCUAGUUGGUGGUUAUCCUUUUGAAGAUGCAGAUGAUCCACGAAAUUUCAGAAAGACAAUUGAGAGAAUUCUUAAGGUCCACUAUUCUAUUCCGGACUAUGUUCGUGUUUCCAAAGAUUGUAGACACCUUUUAUCUCAAAUAUUUGUGGCCAACCCUGAAAAGAGAAUCACCAUCCCAGAAAUAAAAAUGCACCCAUGGUUCCUUAAUAAAUUGCCAGUGGAAUUUGUGGAGGAAGGGAAAAAUAACAAGUUAGAAAGUGAUUUGAAUGGUGUUGAUGAUUCAUCACAAAGCAUUGAGGAAAUACUGUCCAUAAUUCAAGAGGCAAGGAAACCAGUUGAGGGCCCAAAAAUUGAUAGUCAAUUUGUUGGAGGAGAAAUGGAUUUUGAUGAGAUGGAUGCAGAUGAUGAUUUUGAUAAUGAUAUAGAAACUAGUGACGAUUUUGAUUUUGUUUGUGAUAUGUGAAUGAGUGAGUGUUAGUUUUUUGUGUUUUGAACAAUUGUCUAUAAACAUUAAAAGGCUUAGGACAAGUUGUUUAUCUUAUGUGCAUUUUUUUUUAAAUUUUCCUAUAAUUAAAAGUUUCUAGUCUUAAUCUUUGCCUAAAGUUUGAAUAAA